This is a messenger RNA of Cherax quadricarinatus, 306 nucleotides long. NCBI's taxonomy places the organism in Eukaryota, Metazoa, Arthropoda, Malacostraca, Decapoda, Parastacidae. The record is from RefSeq and is a predicted model, not a curated record.
ACAGUGAUGGCACCUGGGACUAACUGUGGCAAAAUCUCUGCAACAGCAGCAUUGGAAUUGGGACUGUCUGACAGCACCUUUGUUGCAACGUCUAUUAUUGAUGCUCAUGCAGGAGGCCUGGCUCUGGUGGCUGCUGGGGCAAAAACCAAGCAAGAUCUCAUUGGUAGACUAGGUCUGAUUUGUGGAACAUCAGCUUGUCACAUAUGUUUUGAGUGUAGAUCCCAUCUUUGUGCCAGGUGUGUGGGGACCAUAUUACAGUGCUAUGAUUCCUGGCUGCUGGCUUGCUGAAGGUGGACAGAGUUCAAC